Molecule: messenger RNA, 1704 nt
Organism: Durusdinium trenchii
Lineage: Eukaryota; Dinophyceae; Suessiales; Symbiodiniaceae
Source: the annotation of a GenBank genome assembly
AUGCCCCAGGAGUCAAUGACGAUUCGUGCGGAGGUCAUGCAAUACGAUGGUGUCAGAGACAGCAAUUGGUACUUUCCAUUGCAGGAUUUCAUUCCCAAGAGAGGUAACCACACAGCCUACGAGAGCCAAUCGCGGCGCUCUUGUGAGAAUGGGGCGAUCACACUGGGCUUGAAUGCAGAAGACUUCUCCGACUCAGCCCAAGACUUACAGCAGAACGAAGUGUUCAACGAUGUGUUGCCGGUGAGUCAACUGCUUUGCCACAUCACAAUGAGCAUCGAGCCUCCGACGGUUCAACGCAGCAAUCGGGAGGGCCACAGCUUUGUGCUGCUAAGUUUGGGAGGUUGGCCUUUUCGAGUGCGGCGCAUUGGCACCUUUGAGGGCCUGGGUGAUCACGGCAGGGUCGAGCUCUCAUUGGGAAGUGGAGACUUCAACGAGGAGGCGCUCUGGCAGUUGCUGGGUGAGUGCCAGAUGGGUGGGAAGUAUUGGUGCCAGCUCUUGGAGUUGGAUUGGCUUGGGCCGAAGAAGGAUGACCAGCUCGUCAUUGACUCUGAGAUACCACUUGAGAAGGGCUACAUUUGGUUCCGGGUUCUUUGCGCAGAAAGCAGUGGCACCGCGCUGCGAGUCGAGCUGCUGGAGGAUGGUGUGGUGCCUGCUUGGCUAGAUCUUCGUUUCUUGCAGGUUUGGGCUGGCGACAUUCCCUUGGGCUACCUGAACAAGGCUGACGUCGUCUAUGUCGAGAAUUCGGCUGGCCAUUUGGUUUUUGACGAUCCUUUGCGAUGCAGUGCGAACCAACUUGUGGAUUUGGGAUGGUCGAUCCACGAAGUUUGCUAUAGGUCCUUGCUGCUGCAUGCACAACGGCGGCAUCCCUGUGUUUUGAGUCCAUCGUAUCUUGGCAGCCAGACGGUGGAUGUGGACUCGUACCCAGCAGCACCGUUGUUGGAUGAAUACGACUUUUGGAUUAGCAGUUUCUUCAAGUUGGAAGGCUUGCCGUUAUCACUGACCGUUGUCAAGCUCGACAACUCGCGGCUUGAGCUUCGUAUCGUGGGAUUGGACUGCCCAGAAGAGCUCCAACGAUUGGAGGUUGGGUCGCAUAUUGACCAGACCUUCGAGCUUACCGUGAAGAAGAAAAUCCGAAGCCCAAUCAAGGACUUCGGAUUCUUCGACGCCAACGAUGUGCGACACUUAUUGGAUGAGGAUCCAGACCAAUCUCUUGUGUUGGAGAUGCGCACGUUCUUCAUCUCCCAGAAGCAGGCCUCUGCAGCUGGCCACCUUGCUCAGUUUUCCCACAUGGAGGCAGUGGUGGGCACCCCAGAACAUUCUCACUUUGUGACUUGGAUGAACGUCACAGAGCGCACCUGGACCAUCGACCGCGUCUUCCUCAAUGAUGUUCUACCAGCUGGAAAUGGCUAUGGCGGCAAAGCAAUUUCCGAGCAUUUACUUGUAGUAUGCGAUGUCGUCAACUGGAACACCUACAUGCUUAUGGCUGUUGCAGGCUCUACCACAAAGCAAGCCACCGAUAAGCUGGGUGACGUUCUGGGAUUUGCUUUGCAAAGUGAGCUGCAAGCAGCAGACUUGACAAGGGCACAGCUCUCCGAAUGGUCAUUGUUAGAUGUCUUUCAGCGCACCGUUCUUGGUAAGAUGUGCUCAUCAGUAAUCAAGAGAGUGAACAACGAGCUCAAACACAAUCUCAAGACGCUAGGCUGA